AUGUGGACUGAUCAUCCUCAGUUUCUUAACAUGAGUAAAGAGCAUUGGAAUACUUCACAGCAAUCCAACCCCCUAAUCAGAUUGUGGAAAUUGCAGAAAAAGGUGGCUCAUUAUCUCAAGCAAUGGAAUUGGUACUGCUUUGGGAAUGUGUAUGAAGAAGUGGAGAAUGCUGAGAAAAAUUUGGCAACCCUGGAAGCUGAAAUUGGGACUGGAAGUUUCAGUGAAGCUGCACUGCUGGCAAAUGCCAGAAAAAUCUGGCAACCCUGGAAGCUGAAAUUGGGAUUGGAAAUGUUAGUGAAGCUGCACUGCUGGCAAAUGCUGAAAAGAUUCUUCUGGCUACAGAAAGAUUGGAAUUUUUUCUUAAACAGAAGGUUGCCAUCAAUAGAUUCAUGGGAGGGGACAAGAAUACAAAAUACUAUCAUGCUUAAUCUCCUCACUGCACCUCAUUUCACCUCUACACCAGUGGAUCCUCAAUUCUUUCAGGAAGAACUGGUUUAUACUCAGAAACUUCAACUAACCUCCAUUCCAACUGAAUCUGAAAUCUGGGAGGCCCUCAACAUUAUUGAUAAUUCUAAAGUAGCUCGUCUUGAUGAAUAUACAGCUGUUUUCUACAAAAAAACUUGGCCCAUUAUCAAGGAAGAUGUGGUUAAUGCUAGCCAAAGCUUCUUCAAUGGAAACCCCCUCCCCAACUACUUUGCUUCCUCUAGCUAUGUCCUCAUCUCUAAAGCUGCUGUAAGCUAUAACUGGAAUCAAUACAGACCUAUAAGUCUGACUUCAGUUUUCAACAAACUCAUUAGCAAAAUUGUUGUGGCCAGCUACUGCCUGUAUUAUAAAAUCUCUUUCAAUAGAGAACAUGAAGAUAAUUUAGUGAUUAAUGCUAGUAAGCUUCACAGCCUCUCUAAAGCUAUAUAUGCUAAAUUGUACAGCUGGCAGGAUGUUCCAUGGGGUAAAACUAUUUGGAACAAAUAUCUCACCCCCUCUACGUCUUUUUUAAUCUGGAGAACCUUUCAUAAGCUUCUCCCUGUGGAUGAUAUUCUCAAGCUUAAGGGAUUGAGAGGACUUUCCAAGUGA
Molecule: messenger RNA, 1071 nt
Organism: Phalaenopsis equestris
Lineage: Eukaryota; Viridiplantae; Streptophyta; Magnoliopsida; Asparagales; Orchidaceae
Exons: 3
Coding region: 1-1071 (356 amino acids)
Source: RefSeq, a predicted model, not a curated record